AUGUUCGCUGAUACUUCCAUAAUCCCAUCAACUGAGCCAUGUCUCCGUUGUAAAUGUUCCAACAAAAACCUGGUUUGUGUUCGGCGUGUAUGCAAAGAUCAGCCUUAUCCACCGCCUCGGUCAUGUAUCCUCGUUUACAAGAAAUCAAUGUGUUGUCCAUAUCUCUCUUGCUCCAAGUAUCAUAUCAACUUUUAUAAAAACAGUGAGAGAAACAGCGAGCAUCUUAAUCGUCUUCAAGUGAGCCAUGAGAAGACUUUAGAGAAGAGUUCAAGAACAGAUGACAUUGAUGAAGAGACGAAUGGUGGUUGCAUUGAAAGUGGAAGUUUAUACGCAUCAGGUUCUGCUAUGGUUCGAUCAUCAUCAUCACUUUGUUCGUACUGUUAUUGUAUUAACGGCCAACAAAAGUGCAUUAAACCGAAAUGUGAACUUCAAAAUACAAAGUGUAAACCAAUAUUCAUGGACGCAUCUUGUUGCCCCGUUAAGUACGACUGUUCAUCGAAUGCAACAUCGUCUGCAACAGCUCAUGAGAAUAAAAUUGAAAGCCACAAAAAUGUUUUUGCAAAGAGGAAGAACCGAAGCAACGGAUGUUUUCAAAGCGGAAAAUACUAUCAAGAAGGAGAGAAGCUUCCAUUAGAUCAAAAGCGUCCGUGUGAAAUGUGCUAUUGCAUUAAAGGUUUUCGCAAAUGUGUAGUUAAAAAGUGCGCGCCUUUGAUUAGAGGUUGCAUCCCUAAAAUACCAAAGGAAGGCAAUUGUUGUCCAACAAGUUACGAUUGCAGCAGAUCAUUAAAGUUGACGAGACAAGUACGACAAAAUGUUGAAGAAGAUGAUUCCGAUUCCAUUGACUUUUUCUCACUUUUAUUUGGUGCUGACGAGCCAGUGGAAGAAGAAGAAUCAACAGUUAAAGUAAAUGUAAUCGAAACAACAACAUUGCAACCAUUCAAAAUGUUAUCAACGACAGAGAAAAGCUUUUUUGAUUUAAUUCGUGCGGGUUUGGAAAUUAUUGAUGCAAAUGCUGACAAUAUUGACUCGUCACUCAAUAAUGUUGUGUCAACACCGAAAAUAAUUCCAUUAAAUGGCAGUACAGACGAGACGGAUAUCGUAAACAUUAAAAAUUCACAAACUCCAACAGAAAAACAAUUUAUUGAGUCAACGACAAUCAAAACGCAACCGACCCGAAAAACAGAAUCCACGACUACCACAAAGAAAUUACCUGAAAAAGUUUCAACUUCAUCCAUUGAAGCAACAACAUCAAAAUCUUCUUCGACAGUUGAGACAGCAAGUAAAACGAAAGACGAAAUUUCCACCUCACCACAACCAGAUAAAAUAACAAAGCCAAAAGUAUCAUUGUCAACAUCAAAAAUAGCGACAACGACAACCGCAACUACGACUACAAGUAAAUUGAGAACAACCUUGAAGCCUAUAACGACAGUGACAAUGACAAUGAAAACGACGCGAGAAAGGCUUCAAGAGACAACACCAAAAAUUUUAAUUCAGACAACUAGCGGCACAUCAUCAUCAACAACAACGAGAAUAAAACCAACAAAGUUUACGACUUCGAGACCACCAACAACAACAACAACAGCAACAGAAAAACCAGCAUCAACAACAAGAAGAACCGAAGCAACUACAAUGAAAAGUCAUCAGAUCCUUGAGGCUAUUUACGGUGCCGGAAUUCUGCCUGUCUCGAAAUUCAACGAAAAUGAAGAAAAUGAAGCCGAAACAUUGCCAAAUAUUGAAAUUAUUCCAUUUGUAGCCCACGACGCCAUUGAUACUGAGAAUUAUGAGCCGUACCUUAAACCAUACGACAAUCUUGAAAAGGAUUAUUUCGCAACUGAUAAAGCAAAGCCAUUCCGCUAUAACAACAAAUUUAUUCAUCACUCUUAUGAUGAUUCAGCCGAUUAUGCUUACACAAACCCACAUGAGAGAAUCGAUAAUAGCCCGUAUUAUUUCGAUACUAACGACAAUCAAUUCGAUGCCUUUUCUCCGCCCAGUGAACAGGAUUUUUUGGGAGGCUUCAGCCCUAAGGAGAGCAUUUAUGAUGAAGUGCCGACUAUUGCCAGCCAUGAAUUGCCACUCAAAAAUAAUGAAUUCUCACAAUUGCCUCUUCAUGCAGUUCCAACAAUUCACGAACAUAAAUCAAACGUGACUUCGACAGAGAACACUUUAACUUUCCCCAUAAAUCAAACGUCUCAUAAGUCGUCAGAUGAUGCUAAACAGCAUGAUAUGAUACCGAAUUUCAAGAAAAUUUCUUCGAACUUCACGAGCUUCAUUGAUGAUUUGCUGCAGGGAAAUGUUUUAGAGGAGACGUCGACGAAAGUUCCGACGACACCAACAACAAUAGCACCAACAUCGGAAUCAACAAAAAUGACGACGUCUGCAUCAACAUCAACAAGUAAAGCAGUGGAAUCGAUAAUAAAUGAUGAUGACUUCAUAAUAAAACAUUUCAAAGCUCCCGUUGUUCCAGUGAAAGCAGCCCAAAGCCCGUCACGUCAUGAAAUCUUUUCGAAACCCACGUCGCCAACAAUGAAUGGUUUACUUAAACUUGCCGGUUGUAAUAUUUACGGGCAAAUGUACGCUGUUGGUCAGAUUAUAGCGGAAUUAUCAAGUGAAUGCCUUGAAUGUAAAUGUCUUCCUGACAUCGGGGUCGGUUGUUCACCGAAAUGUUAAUAAUUAAUUAAGUUUCAUCGAUUUUUACUUACUUUUUAGAAGCUUUUUAAUCAAAAAGAAAAAUAAGAAAAGUUUUGAAAGUUUGUCGGGAAGUUUAAAAGUUUCGUGAUAGUGAAAGAAAUGAAACGUUUUGAUUAUGUUUAUAAUUUAAUUGUGCGACGUUACGCAACUUUUCUGAUUCCUUUUUUUUUCUUUUUGAUUUAUUGCGAGAAAGUUGAAUCACAAACAAAGCAUUUAAUAAAUUUUUAGUGUCGAGG
This is a messenger RNA of Clunio marinus, 2924 nucleotides long. The record is from the annotation of a GenBank genome assembly. Lineage: Eukaryota; Metazoa; Arthropoda; Insecta; Diptera; Chironomidae.